GAAUAAUUUAGUAUCUCUGUCAGCAGUAAUCAUUUGUUCAUUCAUCAACCAUUCAUCGAAACAGUACUAGUUCAUUGACUCGAACUCACAGCUUCUGAUUCGACCGGGGGUCUUCUUGCUCAGCUUCUUACAACCUGAAAUCAUAAUUUUGGCAUGGAGUGGAACUGGAACUAUGUUUAUUGGUCUGUCGCGUUGAUGAGCCUGAUUUCACUUGUUGGGCACUUAAGAAGGAGAAAUAGUUACAGACCUUCCAAGCUGCCACCUGGUCCUAGGGGAUGGCCGGUUUUUGGCAAUCUUUUCGAUCUUGGAAGCUUGCCACACAGGAGUUUAGAAGCCUUUAAGCAAGAUUAUGGUCCUGUUGUGUGGCUAAAUCUUGGUUCUGUCAAGACCCUGGUGCUUAAUUCUGCUGCUCCAGUUGAAGAGUUGUUCAAGAACCAUGAUCUCUCCUUCGUUGAUCGGAUCACUAAUGACGCUAUGAGGUCACAUGACUACUACAAGAUUUCUAUAGCUUUUGGUCAGUAUAGCAGCUACUGGCGCACCUUGAAGCGGAUAUGCACCUCUGAGCUCUUUGCAAAUAAAAGGAUCAAGGAAACAAUGUUGAUUAGGCAAGAUAGCGUGGAUGAGAUGUUGUUGUGGAUCGAAAAGGAAGCUGCAAAAGGUUCAAGCAGUGGCAUUGUCAUCAGAGACUUUGUGUUCCCAGCCUUGUUUAACAUGAUUGGGAACAUCACAAUGUCUCAAAACUUAGUAGAUCCAGAGUCCACAAUUUUCUCUGAAUUUUGCGCUGCUUUAGGUGGUUUCCACAAGUGUUUGGGUCGUCCCAAUAUAUCCGAUCUUCUACCCUGGCUUAGAAGGCUUGAUCUCCAGGGAAUAAGACGAAACAUGGAUUCUGAUCUAGGAAAAGCCAUAGGAAUAAUUUCAGUAUUUGUGAAAGAGCGGGUGGAACAGAGGCAACGAAAGCUGGAAUUUUCAUCAGAGCAGAAGGACUUCUUGGAUGUCUUGUUAGAUUAUCGUGGCAAUGGAAAAGAUGAACCAGCUGAACUAUCAGACUUUCAAGUCACAAUUUUCCUAAUGGAAAUGUUUAUUGCUGGAACAUAUACGACAACAAGCACAACUGAGUGGGCGAUGACUGAGCUUUUACAAAAUCCUGAACAAAUGAAGAAGAUUAAGGCCGAGCUAGCUAGAGUCGUUGGAGCAGACAAAAAACUGCAAGAGAGUAACAUUGAUGAUCUUCAUUAUUUGCAAGCAGUGGUGAAGGAAACACUGCGCUUACAUCCUCCAGCUACAAUGUUGCUCCCCAGAAAGGCGGUCCAAGAUACUACUUUUAUGGGCUAUAACAUUCCUAAGAAUACACAAGUGUUGAUCAAUAACUGGGCAAUUGGAAGAGACGAAGAUAUCUGGGAGAACGCCUUGUCGUUCAAGCCUGAAAGGUUUCUGGACUCUGGUAUUAAUUAUAAGGGUCAGAACUAUGAGUUGCUACCAUUUGGGGCUGGGAGGAGGAUGUGUCCAGGUCUUCCGUUGGCUGAUCGUAUGAUACCCUUAAUUCUAGGGUCCUUAAUUCACCAUUUCGAGUGGGAGCUUUGUGAUGAUGGGAAGGUAAUAGACAUGAGAGAGACCCUGGGGUCAGCAUCACAGAAACUUGAACCCCUGCAAGCAUUUCUGAAACCAAAGACACUGUGAUCAUAAAGAAAGGCUCUUCGUGUUGAUAAGAGACGUUUACUUUGCUGUACUUUUUUGCUUGAUAAAGUGUCAUGUUUGUAACUCUGCUUCUCAAACAUCACAGUUUUUUUUACAA
Daucus carota subsp. sativus is the source of this 1792-nucleotide messenger RNA. Its product is annotated as cytochrome P450 76A1-like. The transcript is spliced from 3 exons. The record is from RefSeq and is a predicted model, not a curated record. NCBI's taxonomy places the organism in Eukaryota, Viridiplantae, Streptophyta, Magnoliopsida, Apiales, Apiaceae. Gene Ontology annotation, molecular function: monooxygenase activity; heme binding; oxidoreductase activity, acting on paired donors, with incorporation or reduction of molecular oxygen. Bases 154 to 1677 code for a protein of 507 amino acids.